Nestor notabilis (Kea) is the source of this 880-nucleotide messenger RNA. It is a transcript of the gene ECI1, whose product is annotated as enoyl-CoA delta isomerase 1. Gene Ontology annotation, molecular function: enoyl-CoA hydratase activity. The record is from RefSeq and is a predicted model, not a curated record. The transcript has 6 exons. Gene Ontology annotation, biological process: fatty acid beta-oxidation. Gene Ontology annotation, cellular component: mitochondrion. The coding region runs from base 138 to 869 and encodes 243 amino acids. NCBI's taxonomy places the organism in Eukaryota, Metazoa, Chordata, Aves, Psittaciformes, Psittacidae.
UGCUGCCGCUGUGCCGCCGGCUGCUGGUGUGGGGCAGAGCUGCCCGGCAGCCCCCCGGCCUCCCGCUCGCCUCAUGCCGUGCCUUCAGCAACAAGAAGAUUCAGGUGGACGUGAAUGAGAGCUCAGGCGUUGCCACAAUGAAGUUCAAGAGCCCCCCAGUCAAUAGCCUCAGCCUGGACUUCCUCACCGAGUUCUGUAUAAGCCUGGAGAAGCUAGAGAAUGACCGGGCCUGCCGGGGCGUCGUCAUAACAUCCGCCAUCCCCAAAAUCUUCUCAUCUGGCCUGGACAUCACCGAGAUGUGUGGGAAGAGCAUGGAGCACUACGCUGAGUUCUGGAGAGCUGUGCAGGAGAUGUGGCUCCGGCUGUACAGCUCCAACAUGGUGACACUCGCUGUGAUCAAUGGGUCCAGCCCGGCGGGAGGCUGUCUUGUUGCCUUGUCGUGCGACUAUAGGAUCAUGGCAGAGAACCCCAAAUACACCAUUGGCCUGAAUGAAGCCCAGCUGGGCAUUGUGGCUCCCUUCUGGUUUAAGGACACAUUUGUGAACGUUGUGGGACAGCGAGUUGCUGAGCGCUCCCUCCAGCUGGGCUCCCUGUACCCUGCACCUGAGGCCCUCAAGUUUGGCAUUGUGGAUGAGCUGGUGCCAGAGGAAAAGCUGCAGGAGAAGGCUACAGCUGUUAUGGCACAGUGGCUGGCCCUUCCUGACCAUGCCCGUCAGAUCACCAAGUCCAUGAUGAGGAAGACAUUGUUGGACCGCCUGGUAGCUCACCGGGAGGAAGACAUUAAGAACUUCACCAGCUUUGUCUCAAAAGAGUCCAUCCAGAAGUCACUUCACAUGUACAUGGAGAUGCUGAAGAAGAAGAAGAGUUGAGGAGCCAGCCA